Biomphalaria glabrata is the source of this 989-nucleotide messenger RNA. RefSeq names its product calcium load-activated calcium channel-like. Gene Ontology annotation, cellular component: cytoplasm; endoplasmic reticulum; endoplasmic reticulum membrane. The transcript has 7 exons. The coding region runs from base 31 to 576 and encodes 181 amino acids. NCBI's taxonomy places the organism in Eukaryota, Metazoa, Mollusca, Gastropoda, Planorbidae. Gene Ontology annotation, molecular function: calcium channel activity. The record is from RefSeq and is a predicted model, not a curated record. Gene Ontology annotation, biological process: endoplasmic reticulum calcium ion homeostasis.
AUCUAGUCUAGAUAGAUCUAAUCGUUAAUAAUGUUAGCAGACUGUAUUUUAAUUGUCUUUAUUUCUAUAUGCACAGCAUUUUUAGGAGAAGGGCUAACAUGGGUCAUGGUAUACAGAACAGAGAAAUACAAAAAGUUGAAAGCUGAGGUUGAAAAACAAAGUAAAAAAUUGGAAAAGCAGCGCGAGACAGAAACAAAUGAUCGUGUGCAGAAAAAAAAACUAGAGAGACAAGAAGAAAAGUUAAAAAAUAACAGUAGAGAUCUGUCAUUGGUGAAAAUGAAGUCUAUGUUUGCUAUAGGGUUUGCCUUCACAGCACUUCUUAGCAUGUUUAACUCCAUAUUUGAUGGUCGUGUGGUAGCUAAUCUCCCCUUUGUACCAAUCUCCUUCAUUCAAGGAAUUUCACAUCGAAAUCUUCCUGGGGAAGAUUACACUCAUUGUUCAUUUAUUUUCCUCUACAUCUUGUGUACAAUGUCUAUCAGACAGAACAUCCAGAAACUCUUAGGUCUAGCUCCAUCCAGAGCAGCCAGUAAACAGGGCACAGGAUUCUUUUCACCACCAACUCAGCUUGGCAGAUAAAAGAGCUUAUUUUAUUACUACUCAGUGACUUAUCAUUAUAAACUCAAUAUUUAGAAUUUAUUCUUCUUUUUAAUUUUAUAUUAAAUACAUUUUGUUCUUAAUGUAUAUUUUUUCUUUUAGUAUAUUAUAUUUUAGUAAAUUAACUAUCAUUGCUAUUAAAUUUUGUAUAAAAUUAUUGACAGAUAUAACUUGAUGUUGAUUUCUUGAAAUGUUAGCCUGUGAUUGCAUUUAAAAACUAUCAUUAAGAAAGAAAUCACAAUUGUAUACAAUGUUACAUUAGACAUUGAAUACAAAAGAAGACUUGUUCCACUUGUAGUAUUUAUUUGAUGUGGUGUGGAGAAAUAGAUGAAUGUGACUGUUAUAAAAGUACCAAGUUAACUUUAAGAUUAAACAUCCAUUAUUUCUAAAAAGAA